Molecule: messenger RNA, 900 nt
Organism: Ilex paraguariensis (yerba mate)
Lineage: Eukaryota; Viridiplantae; Streptophyta; Magnoliopsida; Aquifoliales; Aquifoliaceae
Source: the annotation of a GenBank genome assembly
AUGCUUCAAUCGAGAGAGGGGGCUGAGAUGCUUCUUUAUGCUGGUUUCUUUGCAUCUUUCAGAGUGUUGUUUGAUGGAGUAUCAGAUGAUAGAUCUUUAUCGGUGAUUCAAAGUGAGAGGAGUCUUUCCAACUCUUCUGAAAAAAUUGAAAAGUCUCGGUGCAUUUGGGGACUUGGCUUGGCUGUAGUCACAGCAAUGAUUCAUUCUUUGGGAGGCAGUUUUUCUGGUACAGGUGUCGUGGAUCAUGUGAUGGCUUACUUCUUUUUGGAGAAAUCUGACGUGAUUUAUUAUUAUCUAAAUGCACUAGACUUUCCAUCUGAUGAUCAUGACAAGAAAAGAGCUGGUCAUGAAAGAAAAGAAUUCGCCUUCAUUAGCCGGGGUGUCCAACAUCUUGGAGAAUCUCCCAACCGGAUUACAUCAAUGUUGUGCCAUCCAAUCCUGAAAGAGGAGUUUGAGUGGUACAAGAAGCCAUCAUUUAUUGAGAGCAGAAAUGGCUGGUUUGCUCUUUCUGCUUUUGGUUGCGGGCUUAAUCCUAAGUUUUCUGCUUUAUCAUCUCAAACAACUGCUCUAGUGAUCAAGAACCAGGCUACUGGUGAAGAUGCUGCUAAAAGGGCUGAGGCAGUGGGUUUUGUUGACCUUGCUCAUUUUCCGGAACCUCCAAUGCCUAAUAUCUUGCAUGGCUUGCAGGAUCAAGGGAUUGUUAUGGUCACUGAAUUGUGUGAGGCCAACAAAUUUAGGCAAGUUUCAACUGAAAAACUGGGAGUAUGUAUCUUACCGCUGCAAAUAACAGUAAUGGCUCUAUACUUGGAAUUUUGUGUGUCACAAAUUUGUGGAAUAAGACCUGUUCUGGGACGUGUCGAAGAUUUCUCAAAGGAACUCGAGAAGUUUUUAAGAGGGUAA